This is a messenger RNA of Pseudophryne corroboree (corroboree frog), 4762 nucleotides long. It is a transcript of the gene TMEM164, whose product is annotated as transmembrane protein 164. NCBI's taxonomy places the organism in Eukaryota, Metazoa, Chordata, Amphibia, Anura, Myobatrachidae. Bases 400 to 1299 code for a protein of 299 amino acids. The transcript is spliced from 6 exons. The record is from RefSeq and is a predicted model, not a curated record.
UGAGGUGAUGCACAGGAGGGAGCCAGGCGUCUGCUGGUCCCGGGGAGAGUGCGUGGAAGAGGCUGACACUAGGGGGAAGCACAUAUCAGGUCCCCCCGCCCACUGGGGAUGCUGCAGGCAGUCCUGCAUGCGCACGCAUGUUACAUAUCUGCCUAUAAUAACAUGCUACGGUCGCCCUGCCCCGCUGUGUACAUGCGCACAUUGACACACCCGUGCUGCCGCAGCAGUAACUCUGUGUGGUAGCCUCUGCCCCCGGCUCGCACCGGGAGCGCAGGGAACCCGCCGCCGCACGUGUGGACAUCACCGUAUCCUCUUACUGCCGCCAUCUUCUCCGGUUCCCCACCCGGGAUGCUCCCUCCUCCCGCCCUCACUGACUGAGACACCCGGGCCGCGCAUUUGAUGUUCCGCCAGGAAGGAGGCAGCGGAGGUGUGCUGCUCACCGAGGGAAGCAUGUCACGCUACUCGGACUGGCUGUACGGAGGGGUGGACCCCAGCCUGGCCGGCAAUGGGGGCCCGGAGUGCGCGUCCUUCCUGCCGGCUGGGCAGCGGCUCAGCGAGAGCGUGGUCCUGCUGCUGGUGUCCCUGCUGGAGAUCGGGCUGUCGCUGCGGAGGAUUGCCAGGGAAAAGCCGGGGGAUGGGGACCUGCCGGCAGCAGCUGCCCGCCCCGAUAGCCUGGGCAAGAACCUGCUGCUGGUGGCGCUCUGCCUGACGUUUGGAGUGGAGGUCGGCUUUAAAUUUGCCACCAAGACUGUCAUAUACCUGCUGAAUCCCUGUCAUGUGGUCACCAUGCUGCAGAUAUUUCUCCUGGCAUGUCCCCCAUGUAAAGUUGCCACAAUAGUAUUCAGGUUGCAGAUGCAUAUGCUAAAUGGGGCCCUUCUUGCUUUGGUGUUUCCAGUGCUGAACACACGAUUGUUACCCUUCGAAGUUGAGGUGUAUUAUAUUCAGCACAUCCUGCUGUACGUAGUUCCCAUCUACUUGCUGCGGAAAGGAGGUGUGUAUACACCAGAGCCACUUUGUAACUUCUGGUGGGCAAUUCUAGCAACUGGACUCAUGUUCUUCUACCACUUCAGUCUUCUGCAGAUCCUGGGCCUGAUGACCGAAGUGAACUUGAACAACAUGUUGUGCCCAGCUGUGUCUGACCCGUUUUACGGGCCGUGGUAUCGUAUAUGGGCUUCAGGACAUCAAACGAUUAUGACCAUGGUUCACGGGAAGCUGAUUGUCGCCCUGUUCGCCUCUGGGCUGCCAGGCUACAGGUUCCUGGUUUACCUGAUUCCCUUUUCAGGAAAGAAAGUUGAUUAAAUGGCCGCUGCAGCAUUGAUCAGGUUUUAACCUCUACACAGCCAAAAUGUGGAUCUAACCUGCAGAGGUUAAAAGGGCUACCAGCACUUUGAUGAUUUAACAGUGUUACAAACUUCAGUUACAUAAACAAGUGACCUUACAGAAUGGACCAGUGUCCAGUAUUGGAUUCAUUUUUAUUAACAUUUUCUCUUCAUUUUGCCGCCCUAUGAGAUAAUAUGCUUUGAUCAGCAGAACAUUGCCCGUGGGCUAUGGUGGCUUUCGCACAGGAACUGGGAAAAUACCUGUGGUGUGUUUUUUUUUUUUUUUUUUUUUUUUUUUUUUUGUUUUUUUUUAAUGUUCUCAGUCUGUUACAAGAGCUGAUACUUUUAUUUAUAGAACUUUAUAUGGCGCUUGCUUAUACAGCACUAAACUGAAACUUAAAUCCACUCCAGCUUCGUUUAAAGCUUGAUCUGAACGAGCAGUGCUUUAAUGGAGCAAUCCCAUUUGUAUGUUUUUUUUAAAAGCCUAAAACUAGGCAUACAUUUAUGGUGAGGCAGGUUUUACCCUUUACAUUUAAACUCAUAGGCUUUGCCUUGUUUUAUACAUGUUUUUACUCCAGAUCAAUAGCCCCUGAUCCUGAUACAUGCACUGGUCCUGCCACAAACACGCAUAGCACUCUUGUAGAACUUUUCUGGAAGGGAGUUGGUCUGAUUUGGUAAGAGCUCCGAAUUGUACAAAGAUUUCUUGAUAACAAUGAAGUAAUAUGGAUUGUCAUUUCAUCAGUAGCACGCACAUUAAUGAUUUUGCUUACCCUGCAAGAGCUAAGCUUGGCAUACACUAUACAAUUAUGUGGCAGAUCAUCUUCCGGACCUGUCUGGUUGGAAUGAAAAUCUGGUAAUGGGAUUGAGCAAAUGACUAUCGACCAUUUGCUCCCUUACAAUGUAAAAAAGACCAAACGUGUUCAUUGCAUGAAUGACCGGUUUUGUCUGUUUUCUAGUGUUUGGUAGCAAAUCGAUUGGCAUUUGCACUCUCCUGUUAAGAUUUUUAUUCCAACCAGCCAGAUCUGGCAGAUGAUGAUCCAGAUAAUUGUAUAGUGUAUGCCCAGCUUUACUUUCAAAAUGACUUCACCAGGAUUCACAAUCAGCCUGUUGGUGCGCUUGCAUUAUGUGCAUGGAAACAAAUGCAUCUUUUUGCCUCAGGCAGAGUGGUACGUAUCUAUGGUCUGCCUGCCCCUGUCUGUACACUUGGUGUGCUAGUCAUCCUCCGAAUUGAUGUAUACCUUCACUGGUCUAUACUUCCUGCAAAUUAUUCAAAGGCAUUUCUAAGCAUAGUCCACAGUUGACACACCUUUGCUGAAUGGAAGAAUGUCCUGUUACAGCCUAGUUUAGUCUCUUCAGUGGAUAGUUGAGAUGAGACUGACUUGCCCAGUACGGAACACACCAGAUACACUCCUCAAUUGGGCAGACGCUUAACUCAUCAGGCGCUAGCUGUGCAAAACCCCUGAUUUAAUCAAAAGAACUUGAGUUUUGCUUAUUGCCUCACUCCAUUGCUAUUCAGUCCUUAAGUUCCAAAUUAUCUAUUACAUCGUACAGGUUUUGCUAGUAAAGUUUUUUUUAUUCUGUUAAUAAUAAUCUUCAGUAUUUGAUAGUUACAUAGAAGUAGUAGUCACCUAGUUAUUUUAAAUAUUGUGAUGAAAAAAAGUUAGACGCAGAAUUGUCAAGUUUUAUAUAGUAUUUUUAUUCAAUCUUCAGUCAGUUAAGUGAUUGUAGUGUACGCUGGUAGUUGGGUGUAAUAUACUAUGUAAUACUUUUUCUCUCCUUCCUAUAAUAUGUAUUCGUUCAUACUCUGUAUGAUGUGUGUUUUACUUUUGCCUCACAAAAUGCAUCUACUGAUGGCUGAUCCAAACUUCCCCAUCCUCCAGCUGCUGGUGUUUAAUCAGGGACACUCUGGGUACUAUGCAGUACCAGUUGCCGGUUCUGUUUGCCAUGGUUCACAUCCUGCCAGCAGAAAACUUGCUAACCCAUCUGGUCAUGGCUGAUAAACUAAUCUGUAGAUUACAUGCUCUAAUCUUUACAUAGUCGUGGCUAUUAUCCACUGAGCUUCAUUAUGUUCUUCAGGGACAAAUGCUGGAAGCCCCUCUUUUUAUAAAACUCUCAGGUCACAGGACAAGUUUGGCCAUGCCAGGUAUAAAGGGCCAUAAAUAAGCUAUAUGCUUUCUCUAUUGAAACUUUUUACCAUGGCCUGUUGCGUCUUUUAGUCACAUUCCAAGCACACAUUAUGUAUUAGUCUUGUUUACCAUGAUGGAUUUUCAUGUCUCUCAAUCUUUAUUUAUAUGUGUAUAUUUUUCUCUGCCUGAUAAACUUAAGCUGGGUACACAUUAGACCACAGGUUCUCAAACUCGGUCCUCAGGACCCCACACGGUGCAUGUUUUGCAGGUCUCCUCACAGAAUCACAAGUGAAAUAAUUAGCUCCACCUGUAGACCUUUUACAAUGUGUCAGUGAGUAAUUAAUACACCUGUGCACCUACUGGGUUACCUGCAAAACAUGCACUGUGUGGGGUCCUGAGGACCGAGUUUGAGAACCUCUGCAUUAGACGAUAUGCUCCAUGAACGAUAUCGUCUAAUGUUUGCCCUUGACUCCUAGACAAACGACAUAGGGGGUAAUUCAGACCUGAUCGCUGGGCUGCGUUUUUUGCUGCCCUGCGAUCAGAUAGUCACCGUCUACAGGGGGAGUGUAAAUUCGACUGUGCAGUCUCUGCUCAGCCCAGGUCUUACUCAGCCGCUGUGAUUGCUUCUUGCUGAUCGGGGCCGGAGCUGACCUCAGACACCCUCCCUUCGAUGCUUUGACACGCUUGCAUUUUUCUGGACACUCCCUGGAAACGGUCAGUUGCCACCCACAAACUGCCUCCUCCUGUCAAUCACCUUGCAAACGCCUGUGCGAUCAGAUUUAUCGCAACAUCCUGUCACUGGCCGGCGAACCCUGUUGCUGCGGUGCGCCGUGCCUGCGCAUUGCGGUGCAAAUGCAUGCGCAAUUAAGAUCUGAUGGCACGCUGUGCUAAAAUGCACAGCAGCGAUCAUGUCUGAAUGACCCCCAUGGUGCAUACAGACUGACAUCACCCCAGUCCAAAUUUAACUGCAUAUACAGACGACAGAGGGGGUCGUUAUUGACCCGCAUUAGCGCUCAUCACUAACGAUAUAGUGCAUACAUACGACAAUAUGUACCAAAAUAUUAACUAUAUCGUUAUUGUGCAUAUUGUUAAAAAUUCUUGUCUGAUGUGUACCCAGCUUUACUGAGAUCAUCUUAUUAAUUUCUUGCUGUGGUUUAGUGGUCUAUUUAUUAAGCCUUGGACGGAGAUAAAGUCCCAGCCAACCAGCUCCUAACAACCAUGUAAGAUAUGGAUUUGUUUAUGCGUAUGAGAAAUUUCCCAAUCACAGGCAGAGUGAACAUAAUAAAGCAUUCAAUAUUAAAGAAAAUGUGUUAAAUA